Messenger RNA from Pecten maximus, 4915 nucleotides. Its product is annotated as fibropellin-1-like. Lineage: Eukaryota; Metazoa; Mollusca; Bivalvia; Pectinida; Pectinidae. The record is from RefSeq and is a predicted model, not a curated record. Gene Ontology annotation, molecular function: calcium ion binding. Gene Ontology annotation, cellular component: plasma membrane; protein-containing complex. Gene Ontology annotation, biological process: heterophilic cell-cell adhesion; establishment or maintenance of epithelial cell apical/basal polarity.
GUUAUGGUAGUAGAGGUAACUGUGAAGAGUUACAGCAAGGAUCAGAAUGCCUACAACUCGCACCAGACGUCCAGGGGAUUCCUAUUUCAGUCACACACAUGCUGUACCUCUACAGAGAGUUAUCCACACUGUGCCACGCCUUGUCCGGUACAAAUCAACUUCUGCCUAAAUCAGUAUAGACAACAUUGUCAGUCAUUCAAAGUCACAUCGAAGAUAGUUCCCACCGGUAACUCCAUUACGUUUGGAGAUCACGUGGGUAACCUCACGAACCCUUUCCAGUUAACUGCACCAAGGUGGUCGCGCAAUCUGGGUUUGACAGUCCAAGCUACAUUGUACGGUACCAGGCAUAUGGUACUGAACGGCAGACAGUCCAUACUGAUCAGGCCUUCCUUUUCCCCAAUAACAUUCUCUGGAGAAGCUUCUGAUUAUCAGCUUGGUAGUCGUUUAUCAUUUACCUUUAAAGUUUAUUGUGGAGAAUGUUCGUCAGGCUCCUACUGUGAAAUACCAUUUAUUCAGAGGAACCACAAAGUCUGUCUUCCAGGGGGAAAGGGUACGAUAUCAUGCGAGAAAGGAUAUUUGUAUUCUCAGUACAGGAAAACAUGCACAGAUAUUGACGAGUGUCACACUUUACAUCCAUGUAAGAACGGGGCCAGUUGUGUUGACAACGAUGGCAGUUAUCUGUGUGUUUGUAACGGAGAUUGGACCGGUAAGAACUGUACAGAGGCUAGGGAUCAUUGCUUGAGUAUGCCGUGCCAGCACGGUUCUACUUGUGUUAAUCAACAAGGAAGUUACACAUGCGCAUGCGCCAAUGGAUGGACAGGAGGUAACUGCGAAAAUGAAGUAGAUGAAUGCUUAUCCAUGCCUUGCGCAAAUAAUGGCUCGUGCAUCAACGGCAAUAUGGGGUAUUCCUGUAACUGUACGGACGGAUGGACAGGAUUUAACUGUUUACAGGAUAAUAAUGAAUGUCUAUCCACGCCGUGUCAACAUAACGGGCUUUGUAUAAAUACAAAUGGUAGUUAUUUGUGUAACUGUACCACUGGCUGGACUGGAAUAACAUGUGACCUCGAUGUUGACGAAUGCAAAUCCGUCCCCUGCCACAACGAGGCAAUAUGUGUAAAUACCCCUGGCGGAUACUUCUGCAACUGUACCGCUGGAUGGAAGGGAGAUAACUGUAUACAUGAUAUCAAUGAAUGCAUUGGAGUUCCUUGUCAGAAUAACGCGACCUGUACCAACAGCGAAGGAGGGUUCAGUUGUAAUUGUUCAGAAGGCUGGCUGGGAGCCACAUGUGAUAUCGAUGUGGAUGAACCAACGAAAACCCAUGUCUUCACGGCGGACACUGCAAUAAUACACUCGGUGGAUAUAUCUGUGACUGUACUGAGAACUGGCAGGGAGUCACAUGUGGUAUCGAUGUGGAUGAGUGUCCAACACAACCCCUGUCUUCACGGUGGGCACUGUAUCAACAUUAUCGGUGGAUAUUUUUGUAAUUGUACAGAGAACUGGGAUGGAGUCACGUGUUCCGAUGACGUCAAUGAAUGUCAAGUUAGCAGCCCGUGUGUUAAUGGCGGAAGCUGUAUGAAUAUUAAGGGAGGGUACUUUUGUAAUUGUUCAGCAGGAUUUUUUGGCGUUGACUGCUCCUCUGAUAUCGAUGAAUGUUUAGAUUCCCCUUGUGGCCAGAACGGCAACUGUAAAAACACGAGAGGUGGGUUUGUCUGUGACUGUGACAUAGGCUGGACUGGUCUGAGCUGUGAUGCUGACGUCAACGAAUGUUUAGAUUCCCCUUGUGGCCAGAAUGGUAAUUGUACAAACACAAAUGGAGGGUUUGUGUGUGACUGUGACGUAGGUUGGAUUGGUCUGAGGUGUGAUGCUGACGUCAAUGAAUGUUUAGAUUCCCCCUGUGACCAGAACGGCAACUGUACAAACACGAGAGGUGGGUUUGUGUGUGACUGUGACGAUGGUUGGAUUGGUCUGAGGUGUGAUACUGACGUCAACGAAUGUCUAGAUUCUCCUUGUGGCCAGAAUGGUAACUGUACAAACACAAAUGGAGGGUUUGUGUGUGACUGUGACGUAGGUUGGGAUGGAGUCACGUGUUCCGAUGACGUCAAUGAAUGUCAGGUUAGCAGCCCGUGUGUUAAUGGCGGAACCUGUAUAAAUACUAAGGGAGGGUACUUUUGUAAUUGUUCAGCAGGAUUCUUUGGCGUUGACUGCUCCUCUGAUAUCGAUGAAUGUUUAGAUUCCCCUUGUGGCCAGAACGGCAACUGUACAAACACAAAUGGGGGGUUUGUGUGUGACUGUGACGUAGGUUGGACUGGUCUGAGGUGUGAUGCUGACAUCAACGAAUGUUUAGAUUCUCCUUGUGGUCAGAAUGGUAACUGUACAAACACAAAUGGAGGGUUUGUGUGUGACUGUGCCUAUGGUUGGACUGGUCUGAGGUGUGAAGCUGAUGUCAAUGAAUGUGCCACCACCGUUUGUAGACCAAAUGGUACUUGUGAGAAUGCCCCUGGUGGAUUUAGGUGCCACUGUUAUCCAGGAUGGGCAGGGGAGCGAUGUGACGUCGAUAUAAAUUUCUGUCAUAUACCAGACUGGUGCAAUACUGGUGACUGUAUCUUCAACAAUAACACAUCCACGUGUAGCUGUCCAACUGCAUGGUUUGGUGACAGAUGCCAGCAUCACAAUGGUGGCUGUAUUGACAACCCUUGCUUGAAUGGUGGUUCAUGUCAAUAUGUCAACGGAAAAAACUCCUGCACAUGUCUUGCAGGAUGGAGUGGUUCGAUAUGCGAAGAAAAUAUCGAUGACUGUGCUUCGAAUCCUUGUAACAACGACGGUACAUGUUCUGAUAGAGUCAAUGGUUUUGUCUGCGCAUGUGCCGCUGGCUAUACCGGAUCCAAAUGCCAUGUAGAUAUAAAUGGUUGUAAAAACAGUCCCUGUCAAAAUGGCGGGACUUGCCACGACCUGUCGGGUGUAUACCGAUGCGAUUGCACGUCAGAUUACAAAGGGCUGUCUUGUGAAUUUAUGGCUGCCAUAUCAAUAAACACUACUAGGAUAUCAUCUACCCCAACUACUCCAUUAACAGCGACAAUGUCAGAGAAGCCAAAAAAAUCUUCUUUUCACAGCGAGGUAACAUCAGCAGAUCACGUGGACACCAGUACACCAAUGAAACGUGGAACUGUUGAUGUGAAGACAUCCACUGCUCAUUCUCCGAGAGUUAUGGCGCCACGGUCCACGUCAACAGUUGUUAAAGCACACAAAACAACUACAGAAUCGGUGGAAGGGUCGUCUUCUGAACAGGCAAAACAAAGUCAGGACUGGUUUUCAGACAACAAGUACAUCGUGAUAGCUGGGGCAUGUGGUCUUGUGGCCCUCAUAUCACUGACGGCUCUUACAGUGGUAUGUAAAAGGAAAAAAAGAAAUUAUGGAAGCAGACAGACUUCUGUGGACUCGGAACGGAGUUUGCGUUUUGAGAACCAAUUAUAUGGCACAAAUUCGGAGGCUUGAGUCUGUUGAGAUUCUCAUCUCUAUGUAAAUCUCCCAAAGCUUCAUUUCACUUCUUCUUGGUAGUUUAAACUUACUUAUGUUGGCGCACUAAAAGUAAGUUUAUAACGGGAUUUAAACAAAUUAGCGCCAUAAUGAAUCGGCGCAAAGAAACAGUCGCGUAGAACUGGGUACACAGUAAUUGUAAUUGGCGAAAUCAAAAUUUAGCAGAAUUCUGUCAGCGCGAAAACUGACAAAAUAGGAUUACGACAAAAAAUAUGUUAAUUUAAAGUUCUUCCUCUUUUGGAAGUUUUUUUUAUAAGAUGGCCGGUUUGUAACUUCUUCAUAUGAUAUUCCCUCGCAGGAGAAAAAUGAUGAAAAUGGGAAACUGUAAAAUAAGGAUGAACACUAAAAAAAUGUUUACACCGAUUGCAUUGCGUAAGGGAAUAUCACUUAACAUUCAUUUUAUCAUGAAAUAAGUUUUUUUUGCAAAUGUUGGACCACUCGAUCUCGUUAGGUCGUUUCGUUGGUUGACUGUGCUUGUGAUAGUUUGAUAGGCGAUAACCAGGGUAAAGAUGCUUGAAGUACAACAUGAAACAAUACAUUCAGGAAUUCCCCCAAAAAAGUUUUGGUUUAAAAAUGUGUUAAAAACUUAAAUUAUCAGAUACAGUAUGUAAUAUAUAGUAUGGGUAUCAUAUGAAAACUACUUCUCUAGAACUGUUGUUAAUUUAACAAUAAUUUUUAUGGGUUUUUUAUGAUUAAAUGAAUAUAUAUGUGAUUGAUAUCUAAAUGGGCCCUGCCUUUAGAACAUUCAAAUUAAAGAUAAAAUUGAUCUUUGUUAUUUUGGUCUCUAAGAUAUGUCUGAUCCUAAGUUUCAAAUUAAGGGGAGAUGAUAUAGCAUUAGAAUUCAGCCGGGCAAAGCUUUUCAAAAACUUAGGACCUGGUGGCCAAUCAAAACGAUAUUACAGUGUAACUGAAUAGUCAAAUUAAGUAUGUUUCUGAUGUUUCGAUUGUUAAUAUUAUUCCAUAUGUUUAAUUAUAAAUAUCAAACAAAACAUGAAUAUUCAUUAGUUGAACUACGUAAAGGCAUUGUUAUUAUGCAUAAACAUUUGUAUCAGUUUUAUUGUGUGUCUUGCUGGGAUUACGUAUUGAUAUUAUUUAGUAAAAAAUGUAUAACAUAUAUUUUAUAUAUUUUCAUAGCAAGGAUCCAUACAAAUAUUUACUAAUUUGAAUAGACUUUAGUAUAUAGUCUAACCAGUGUGAUAUAUACAGUGGUGUUAUCUAUCACAAACAGUGCGACUCGUUUUGAUAUAUACUAAUAUAUAUACAUUUUUACUUAUUAACCUGAUGAGCAUGUUUCAUUAAAACUUCAAAAUUUCAAGGAAGGUUUUAAUGCUCCACGAAACGUUUUGAAAGAAUAUUGCACAGUUUUGACAGGAAUAUGAGG